Messenger RNA from Gavia stellata (red-throated loon), 2745 nucleotides. It is a transcript of the gene DDHD1, whose product is annotated as DDHD domain containing 1. Gene Ontology annotation, molecular function: metal ion binding; glycerophospholipase activity. The record is from RefSeq and is a predicted model, not a curated record. The coding region runs from base 1 to 2592 and encodes 863 amino acids. Gene Ontology annotation, cellular component: cytoplasm. Lineage: Eukaryota; Metazoa; Chordata; Aves; Gaviiformes; Gaviidae. The transcript has 13 exons.
AUGGAUUACCCCGAGCCCGGCUCGCCGCAGGGCGCCUGGGACCUGCCCGGCGAAGCCAGCGGCUACGGCGGCGGCUGCUACGAGCGGCCGGCCCGCGGCGAGGAGGAAGCGGCGGAGGAGGCGGCGGCGGCGGCGGCGAGCCGCGGCGUGCAGCAUCCCCUGGCCCGCCCGCCCCGCCGCCCCCAGCAGCGCUCCGCGCCGCUGCUCCGCGCCGCGCUCUCCACCUCCUCCUCCGAGGGGGAGCCGGAGGCGGCGGCCGCCCUGCCGCGGGAGCCCAGCCUGAGCGACGAGGCCGGCGGCGGCGACUUCGACUCGGCCGAGUCCGGCGCCUCGCUGCGCUACUCCACGGGCACGGGCGGCGAGGGCAGCGAGGGCGCGGGGCUGGCGAGCAGCGAGAGCGGCGGCAGCGGCUUCUCCCUGGCGGCGGCCGCGCUGCCCGAGAGGAGGCGGCCGGGCGGCGGCCGGCCCCGCUAUGAGGUGGUGCGGGAGCUGGGCGCCGAGGAGGUGCGCUGGUUCUACCGGGAGGACCGGAAAACCUGGAAGCCCUUCAUCGGCUACGACUCGCUGCGGAUCGAGCUGGCCUACCGCGCCCUCGGAGCCGGCGGCCCGGCCGAGCCGCGGGAGGGCGAGGCGGCGGCGGUGGAGCCGGUGUGCGUGCGGAGCGGGCUCUACGAGGUGGACGUGGCCAGCGCGGAGAGCUACCCCGUCUACUGGAACCAAACGGAAAAGAUCCCUGUAAUGCGUGGACAGUGGUUUAUUGAUGGUACAUGGCAACCUCUGGAAGAGGAGGAAAGUAACCUAAUAGAACAGGAGCACCUCAACCGCUUCAAAGGCCAGCAGCUGCAAGAGAGCUUUGAUAUGGAAGUAUCAAAACCUGUUGACGGGAAGGAGGUUCUCUACUACCUCCCUCCCUUCUCCCUCCCUUCUUUGUUCAAAUGGAGAGGAUAUAAGGAGAAUUCAGAUGCUGCAUGUCUUAAGCGAAAGCGUUCCCAAGCUAUUCAUAGUCUAAAGUUGAGUCGCAACCAUGUGGACUGGCACAGUGUGGAUGAAGUGUAUCUUUACAGUGAUGCAACAACAUCUAAAAUUGCAAGAACUGUUACACAAAAGUUGGGGUUUUCCAAAGCUUCAAGUAGUGGGACAAGGCUACAUAGAGGCUAUGUAGAAGAAGCUACGUUAGAAGACAAGCCACCACAAACUAGUCACAUUGUGUUUGUUGUGCAUGGUAUUGGGCAGAAAAUGGACCAAGGAAGGAUCAUCAAAAAUACAGCUAUGAUGCGAGAUACUGCAAGAAAAAUAGAAGAAAAGUAUUUUUCCAAUCUUGCCACGCAUGUUGAAUUUCUUCCGGUGGAAUGGAGAUCAAAACUUACCCUCGAUGGAGACACUGUGGACUCCAUUACUCCAGAUAAAGUACGAGGUUUACGGGAUAUGCUGAACAGCAGCGCGAUGGAUAUCAUGUAUUAUACAAGUCCUCUUUACAGAGAUGAACUGGUGAAAGGGCUGCAGCAGGAGCUGAACCGCCUAUACUCACUCUUCUGCUCCCGGAAUCCAGAGUUUGAGGAGAAAGGAGGGAAAGUCUCGAUUGUGUCCCACUCGCUGGGCUGCGUCAUCACCUACGACAUCAUGACUGGCUGGAACCCAGUCAGGCUUUAUGAACAGUUGCUGCAGAAGGAGGAGGAGGAGCUUGAAGACCGUUGGAUGAGCUAUGAGGAGCAACGUUUACUUGAAGAACUUUACAUAACUAAGCAACGGUUGAGAGAGAUAGAAGAGAGGUUACAUGGGUUAAAGGCAUCCACCAUAUCAAAACCACCUGUCUUAAAAUUUAAGGUUGAGAAUUUCUUCUGUAUGGGAUCUCCUUUAGCAGUGUUUUUGGCAUUGCGUGGCAUCCGUCCAGGAAAUAGCGGAAGUCAAGAUCAUAUUCUGCCCAGAACAAUUUGUAACCGCUUACUAAAUAUUUUUCAUCCAACAGAUCCAGUGGCCUAUAGAUUAGAACCUUUAAUUCUGAAACACUACAGCAACAUUUCACCUGUCCAGAUCCACUGGUACAACACUGCAAACCCUCUACCUUACGAGCAUAUGAAGCCAAGUUUUCUCAACCCAACAAAAGAACCUACCUCAGUUACUGAUGGUGAAAGUGUUUCAACUGCACCAAGCCCGACUACUUCACCAGUCAUGGUUCGACGCCACUACGGGGAGUCUAUAACAAACAUAGGCAAAGCGAGUAUAUUAGGAGCUGCGAGUAUUGGUAAGGGCCUCGGCGGGAUACUUUUUUCGAGAUUUGGUCGAUCUAGUACAACCACCCCACAAACGCUUGAGACGGGAAAAGACGGAGCCGAGGGGGACGACAAGAAGGCCACAACCGUUGGGACGCCGCCUUUCCUGCACAGCAGCUCGGGCUUUCUCGAACCCACAGUGGAACUGGAGCACAGGAUUGAUUUCGAGCUCAGGGAAGGUCUUGUGGAGAGCAGAUACUGGUCCGCAGUCACAUCCCACACUGCCUAUUGGUCAUCUCUGGAUAUUGCUCUUUUCCUUCUAACCUUCAUGUACAAACACGACCAAGAAGAUACUGACAAAUCCAAUUUAGACACUAUUUGAAUUUUUGACUGGGGAUGGGAAAGGAAAUUUUAAAACAAAUGGCACAAAACUGAUGUUUUACUGUUGAGCUGCAGUAUGUAUGGCAUGGAGGUUUCAGGUUUAAGUGCACGUUUGGGUUUUUUCCUAUUUCUAAAGAGCAAAAAUGAUUUGUAU